AUGAUUAGAGCCCCAGCAGCUCAUUGUCUCUAUUAUAGGACGGGACCAGACAGCAAGCCUUGCCGAAGAGGCUUGAAGCCGAUUCCCGCCUCGCAAUAUAACGAGGUGCUUGACGCGGCUGCCAUCUAUGUUGAUGGCAUGCGGACGGGAGACCUAGCCUACACGUCCAAGGGUUUUCGAGACACCGCUACUGUCUAUGGUUACAUCGAGGACAAGUUCCAAGAAGGAAGCGUCAACCUUAUUUUGAACUAUAUGAAGACACAAAAGGAGCCUCCAGUUUUUAGCGUGAACUUAAGUGUUAUCGGUAUGACGCCAAGUACCGCAGUCGUCAAAUGUGAAAUGGACAUCGAUGCGCCUGAGUAUGAGUACACAGACUUCAUGUCGCUGGCCAAGGUGGAUGGAAAGUGGCAAAUUGUGGCUAAGGUUUUCCAUGCCUACUUGGAUGAAUAG
This is a messenger RNA of Penicillium hordei, 450 nucleotides long. RefSeq lists its product as uncharacterized. Bases 1 to 450 code for a protein of 149 amino acids. Lineage: Eukaryota; Fungi; Ascomycota; Eurotiomycetes; Eurotiales; Aspergillaceae. The record is from RefSeq and is a predicted model, not a curated record. The transcript has a single exon.